UAUGAGAGAAUCCAGAAUGAUCUUACAACCAUUCUACAGAAAGAGGCUGCUAGUUGUAUGGCAGUUCACCCAAAGGUAAAGCUAUAGAAACGUUCUUAGCCCUAGGUACUCACUGGGGAGGAGUGUAUAUAUUAGAUCACAGUGGUAACAACAUCAGAAACAAGGAGAGGAAUCCACAUUCCACCACAGUGAACCAAAUCAGCAUAGACAGCAACGGAGACUACAUGGCUAGCUGUUCAGAUGAUGGCAGGGUUGUCAUCAUAGGCCUGUAUGGCUCAGACAAUAAUCAAGAGUUCCAGUUUGAUCGUCCAAUCAAAGCCGUGUCCCUGGACCCAGGAUUUUACCGCCCUAACAUGGGGCGACAGUACGUCACUGGAGACGAGAAGCUCACUCUUCAUGAGAAAGGUUUCCUGAGUCGACACAAGACAACCAUACUUCAUGAUGGGGAAGGUCCUAUUAGGAAUAUCAAGUGGAGGUCAUACUUCAUUGCAUGGACAAAUGAUAGGGGUAUUAAAGUAUAUGACAUGAGCACCAAGCAAAGAAUCACAUACAUCCAGAAAGACAUUGAUAAGAGCCUCCGCUCAGAAAUCUACCGCUGUCAUUUGAGCUGGAAGGAUGAUAGAACUCUUUUGAUUGGCUGGGCUGACAAGGUCAAAAUUUGCGUCAUUCGGGAAAGGGACAGGAAUGAUGUCCGAGACCUGCCUAGUCGAUAUGUAGAAAUAGUGGCCAUGUUUGAUACAGAUUUCUACAUCUGUGGUAUCGCACCAAUGGCGGACAAGCUAGUGUUGUUGACAUAUGAGAAAGAAGAAGUAACUGAGGGAGGCAAAGUGGUGGCAAACAGGCCCCACCUCCAAGUGAUUGACCCCAAAGUUGACAGCUACGAGGAGAUCUCCGAUGAUGCUCUUUCCAUACGUGGAUUCCAGGAGUAUAGAUGUAGUGAUUACCAUUUAGAGUCUAUAAUAGAAGAGAACCUGUUCUAUAUCAUUAGUCCUAAAGAUGUGGUAGUGGCAAAACCAAGGGAUCUGGAUGACCAUUUGGAUUGGUUACUACAACAUGAAAUGUAUGAGGAGGCCAUGGAAGAUGCAUCAAAGAACAGCAGAGAGUUGAAGAGAAACUCAUAUCAGGAAAUAGGCAGACUGUACCUGAUGCAUCUUCUUGAAGAGAGAGAGUUUGAGGAGGCGGCCAAGCUCUGUGUGAAGAUUCUCGGGAAGAGCAAGGAAGCUUGGGAGGAUGCCAUAUACAAGUUUGCUCAGAGUAGACAACUUAGGGUCAUAGCUCCAUACAUCCCCACAGGGAGGGGACAAGAUGUCAAACUCAGUGAACCUAUAUAUGAGAUGGUGCUUAAUGAUUUCUUACAGUCAGAUUAUGAGGGUUUCAAACGGCGUAUCAAGGAGUGGCCGCUGGGUCUGUACAACAAUCAGGUGCUGGUAAAUGCUGUCCUUGACCGGCUGGACAGUGACGAGACCAAUAUCACUCUACUGGAGUGUCUGGGAGAACUUUAUACCAAUGCCAGGCAGUUUGACAAGUCUUUGGCAAUAUUUCUCAGGUUACAGCAUCCAGAGGUUUUCCAGCUAAUUCACAAACAUAACCUGUUUGACUCCAUCGCUGACAAGAUUGUCAUGUUGAUGAAGUUUAACAGAGAGAAGGCAGUCGAGAUGUUUCUGGACAACAUGGACAAAGUGCCGAUCAAGGAAGUUGUACAUCAGCUGGAGAAAACACCUGAACUUCUUCAUGUGUACCUGGACAGGCUGUUCCAGAAGGACCACCACAUUGGUCAAGAGUUCCAUGCACUGCAAGUCAAACUGUAUGCCGAGUACGACCGGUCAAAACUGCUGUCCUUCCUGCGUAGCAGCAACUACUACCCUCUCCAGAAAGCCCUAGAGGAGUGCCAACAGAGACAGCUCUACCCUGAGAUGGUGUUCCUGCUUGGUCGUAUGGGGAACACCAAGCAGGCUCUGAUGCUGAUCACGCGAGAGCUGGGAGAUGUCAGCCAAGCUAUAGAGUUCUGUAAGGAACACAAUGACCAGGACCUGUGGGAUGACUUGAUAGAUUUCUCCAUUGGGAAACCUUUGUUCAUCAAGGGAUUAUUGAACAACAUAGGGACUCACGUGGACCCCAUCAUCCUGAUUAAAAAGAUCCGAGAAGGCAUGGAAAUCCCAGGGCUACGAGAUUCCCUGGUCAAGAUUCUUCAUGAUUACAAUUUACAGAUGUCAUUGAGAGAGGGGUGUCAGAAGAUUCUGGUGAAAGAUUGUUAUGGUUUAUUGGAGCGUCUUGUCAAAACACAGAGAAGAGGAAUAUGUGUGGACAGUGAACUGAAGUGCCAGACUUGUCACAACACAAUACUAGUCAGAGACAUGCGGUUUGCUAGUGAUGUUGUUAUUUUCUACUGUCGCCAUGCAUUCCAUGAAGAUUGUCUUCCAGCAAAUGCCACUGAAAACUGCAGUAUCUGUAAUGCCCAGAGGAGAGGUCCUGGCAGCACCAUCACAUUCAGGAAAUGACCAGCAUGAGUGACAUUGCUUGACCAACUUGAUGGACAUUGUUAAACCAUAAUAAUGGACAGAAUUUAACCAACAUGAUGGAUGUGGCUUGGGCAACAUAAUGGGAAAGGCAUGAUUGAUUUAUCUCAUGUAUAUCUGAUCCUCACUUGAUUGAUUUUUCUAUUACUUGUACAAAACAGAAAAUUAAGCUGAGAUCUUUAAUUUUAAAGACUGCUUUAUGUACAGUUAAAGGUCAUGUUCACAGCUGUUUACAAGAGGGUGGAAACUUAAAUUUAAAUUUUUGGGCACAGUUUAAAUGAUGCUGUGUGACUUGUUUUCUAUUAUUUAAUGAUAUACUGGUGGUCAUACCACACACAAACAAACUGAAAGAAAUUAUGUAAUCAAACUUGGGUCAUUGAUUGUUAUUGUCAGCAACUACAUUUUCAGUUGUAAUAUCUUGAUAUAUGUAAAUAAAAUGAAUU
Messenger RNA from Lingula anatina, 2959 nucleotides. Its product is annotated as vacuolar protein sorting-associated protein 41 homolog. Gene Ontology annotation, cellular component: late endosome; HOPS complex. Gene Ontology annotation, molecular function: protein binding. Lineage: Eukaryota; Metazoa; Brachiopoda; Lingulata; Lingulida; Lingulidae. Gene Ontology annotation, biological process: vesicle-mediated transport; protein targeting to vacuole; cellular response to starvation. The record is from RefSeq and is a predicted model, not a curated record.